AUGUCGUCGCCAAAACCGUCUUCUCGCGCCGUUGCAGUUUACUGUGCGUCAUCGACUGGCAAGGACCCAGCCUACAGAAAUGCCGCCGGCUCUCUUGGGAAUGCACUCGCCAAUGCGAAGAGACCUCUCGUCUACGGCGGCGGAUCGACUGGUAUCAUGGGUGUUGUCUCCGGAGCAGUUAUUGAUGGAGGUGGGGAAGUCACAGGUGUCAUACCCUUCGCUAUGGUGGCUGCUGGGGGCGAAGGCGAGAAAAGCACAAGGCCGAAGGUGCAGAUCCAUUUGAACGAGAAAGGGCGGGAAAAGAUCGUCGUUCACUCCAUGCACGAUCGCAAGGUAGAAAUGGCUACUCGGGCAGGCGGUUUUGUAGGCCUUCCGGGGGGCUUUGGGACCUUUGAGGAGAUCAUGGAAGUGAUCACAUGGACGCAACUGGGCAUCCACAACAAACGUUUGUUUUUACUGCUCUUGCCAUUUGCUCAUCUUCAUCCCCGUUACAUUUUUCACACAGCCGUCGUCCUCGUCAAUGUUCUCGGAUUUUUUGACCCACUGCGUUCACUUAUCCAGCGCGCGAUCAGCGAGGGCUUUAUUCGGCCGCACAACGAACAACUGGUCGUGUUCGUAGAUGGCCCUGCCGACCUCUCGGAGCAUCCAACGUUCGACUGGGGAUCCGCAGCACUUGCAGCCCUCGAUGGGUGGACACGCAGCGGAAACGCGUUGUUCGAUUGGAAAGUACGCGAGAACGGAGGGAAGAGCGCCGGGGGGCUCGAGGCUUCGUGA
Heterobasidion irregulare TC 32-1 is the source of this 774-nucleotide messenger RNA. RefSeq lists its product as uncharacterized. Gene Ontology annotation, biological process: cytokinin biosynthetic process. The record is from RefSeq and is a predicted model, not a curated record. The transcript is spliced from 4 exons. Lineage: Eukaryota; Fungi; Basidiomycota; Agaricomycetes; Russulales; Bondarzewiaceae. The coding region runs from base 1 to 774 and encodes 257 amino acids. Gene Ontology annotation, molecular function: hydrolase activity.